This is a messenger RNA of Poecilia reticulata (guppy), 2162 nucleotides long. RefSeq lists its product as uncharacterized. NCBI's taxonomy places the organism in Eukaryota, Metazoa, Chordata, Actinopteri, Cyprinodontiformes, Poeciliidae. The record is from RefSeq and is a predicted model, not a curated record. Gene Ontology annotation, molecular function: RNA polymerase II cis-regulatory region sequence-specific DNA binding; DNA-binding transcription factor activity, RNA polymerase II-specific. Gene Ontology annotation, biological process: regulation of transcription by RNA polymerase II.
GGCGCUAGCGGCGUUAGCUUCCAGGAUUCAUUCUGUGUAUCUUUGGUUAGAAGAGGUUUUUUGCUGCGUGAGCUGAACAUGUGAGUGUCUGCAUAAACAAUAUCUUCUUUUCAUCAUGAGAGAAUUAAUCAGAGUCUAACUGCUGCUGCGGGAGAAAUACUGAACAUCAUUCACUUCAAUGGAAAUGCCCGAUUUCAUGUAAAGCGUCAGUGAGUGUCCUGAUAAAGCGAUAUAACGGGCUGAUGUCAUAAUUUGGAGGAUAUCGAUCAUCAGCUCAGACUGUCGGAUAUCAGCUGGAAAACCUCCCGGUCUUACGCAGCAUCAUGUCUGUUGCUACUUCAGAUGUUCUGGUUGACGAUCGGAGGCGGAUAAAAGAGGAGCAGGAGGAACCAGAACCUCAGCCAAUCAAAGUAGAACAAAUUCAGCUGUGGGUCUUUCAGGAUGCAGGGCAGCUUUUAGUGAAACAGGAGAGCAGCGCCUCAAUGGUGACUGCUGCUGAUGAGGAAUUAUUCCACAAUGACCCAGAACUGGAGCAGAGGAUGGAGACGAAGCAGGAACCAGAACCUGUAGAGAUUAAAAAGGAACCAGAAGAAUCAGAACCUGUGAAGAUUAAAGAGGAAGAGGAGGAUCAGGAUGAAGAUCAUCUUACGGUGAAGCAGGAGCCUGAAACCAUUAUGGUGUUUCCAACUACUGAGCAAACAGACAGGAAGCAGCUCCUCUCUGGAGUCCAGGCUGAAGAUGAGAACCAAGGAAGCAACCAGAACCACUCAGGAUCCAGUAGAGAUGAAGAUCUGCAGCCAGAGCAGAAACCUCUCGACUCCAGAAAUCAGAGGGACAAUUCAGAACUAGAAAGGCAAAAAUCCGAUUUGGCCCUGUGUGGCGUAUGUGGUAAACGUUUCACUAAGCCUUACUACUUAACUGCUCACCUCAGAACUCACACAGGGGAGAAGCCACAUCCUUGUGACAUGUGUGAUAAAUCUUUUAGCACAAGAAGUAAUUUAAUACGCCACCUCAGAACACACACUGGUGAAAAACCAUUUCCAUGUGACAUGUGUGAUAGAGCUUUUAGCACCAGAAGUAUUUUAACUUGUCACCAAAGAACUCACACAGAUGAAAGACCAUUUCAUUGUGAGUUGUGUGAUAAACUCUUCAGACGCAACAGUCAUUUAGCUGAUCACCUUAAAAUUCACACAGGUGAGAAGCCACAUCCUUGCAAACUGUGCGGUAAAUCGUUCAUACAGAAGGUUAAUUUGGCCGAUCACCUGAGAACUCACAGAGCGGAGAAACUGUUUAGUUGUGAAUGCUGUAAUAAACGUUUUGUACAGCAUCGUGCUCUGAUCUGCCAUAUGAGAAUUCAUACCGGUGAGAAACCAUAUUCUUGUGAACUAUGUGAUAAAUCUUUCAGAUUGAGAAAAAGUUUAGUUUGUCACCUUAAAAGUCACACAGGUGAGAUUGGCAGGAAAUCAUAGCUGCUGCUAAAAGUUUAAAUGUCUGCUAGCUCCACCAGAGAACAUGUCAUGGGUUAGGCAGACUGAAGAUAACUUAGAGCAGAAACUCAGAACUAGUACUAAUAAACUUUGCUGACUGCAGUUAACAUCAGAAAGCAUGAUGGAAAUGUACAAAAACUAAUCAGGGCUGCUGCUGAAUGUAUUUUCUACAAUCAGAUCAAUGUUUAUUCUGAUAUCUAUAUAUAUGUAUGUAUGUAUGCAUACAUACAUACUUCGAUAGCCAGAGCUACCAGAGAGAUGAUACACACUCCGCCUACUAAAGAACUUGCAGUCAGGUAGAGCUGCUGUCCAAGCUCUGACUUGUACUCAAUCUGCAGAGACACACACACACACACAUAAUUUAACAAUGCUGAGAUAGGCAUAUCUGUUUUUAUAUAUUUUUGUCUUUCCCACACACACAGCUGUGCCUAUCCUAAAGUGAAUACAUGCUAUACAGCUAAAAUCUUCCACAAUUCCAAAAAAAUAACACUCAUUUUACAUGACUGCACACAAUAUGCAGGCAGAAUGAAUUGCCUCACAGUCAGGUUUGCACUUUACAACAACCUUUUCCACUCUCAACCCAUUUCCUCUCCAGCAGAAAACCUCCAGCCAGCUCUGACCGUCUGUGAGGGUCUGGAAGAGCAUCUCUGCUGUGUGCUCCAUAGCCUGCCAUGG